Molecule: messenger RNA, 642 nt
Organism: Dermacentor silvarum
Lineage: Eukaryota; Metazoa; Arthropoda; Arachnida; Ixodida; Ixodidae
Exons: 5
Coding region: 10-642 (210 amino acids)
Source: RefSeq, a predicted model, not a curated record
AUCAAACAUAUGGCUAUUGACGCACUAUAUUGUGGCUGCUUUGCAGCUAUAUUCAUUUCAUUUUUCUGCUGCUCUGUCGAAUCUACCGAGGAAGCUCUCGACAUCAUAAAGGUACUUAACACAACUCAGCCCCUCUUCGUGUACUACGUUGGCCGCGCGAUCUCCGGAGUCAACUGCGAUCAGAAAUGCAACAAAACAACGUUGACCUGCCAAUAUAUACGUACAACUGAAAUUAGCAAUACCUCAGUCCAAUACAACGAGUCAUCAUCACUGGUGGGCUCAAACUGGACUAAUGUAUAUCGCGCAAAUUUUAGUACCAAGGCAACGCCACCUGUUGAGAUGGAAUAUGAGAGGGUAUCACCACCAGAGAAAUCUAAGGACAAAUUUUUCAUGAGACUCAAUUAUACUACGCCAAGAACAUACAACUGCAGUGUUUUCAUCGCGGCUCUUAGAGGUCAAGACUACUUGGUAUCGUCCAUGUGCAUUGCACGUGUUGCCGGAGUCAAAAUAAAAGUGACCGGCCCUACAACGUGCAGCUGUCAGUUCACAGUUCCACCGGUGUGCCUCGUACCACAUUCUGUGAAUGCCCUGCAGGAAAGAGUGGAGCCUGCAGCCACAUCCUUGCAACAGUACGCCUGCUAG